AUGGCGCCAGAACAAGUUUCAGAUUUUUCAGAUGAGCGUACAGCAAUCAUGCUGAGGCGCCUGCCACCCAAAUUGGCGACGGAGAAGCUCCUCCAGGUCUUGGAUGCGACUGGAGGUGGAUACAACUUCGUGUACAUGCCCCAUGAUCGCCAGAAGAAUCGCAACGUGGCGCUGGCUUUCGUGAACUACGUCGACGCUGCACGAGCACGGAGUGCAUUGCAGUACUUCGCCAGCGGGUCUCACCAUCCGCUGUUGGGCCAUGCCCUGCGCGUGUCACAGGCAGACAUUCAAGGAUUGGGGCCGAAUCUGGCCUUCUUCGUUGCUCGGUGCCUUGGCUUUGGUCAUACCUUUCCAACUUUUCCCUACUUUUCGACUCCCUCAUUUUUGAAAUGA
Messenger RNA from Symbiodinium sp. CCMP2592, 393 nucleotides. The record is from the annotation of a GenBank genome assembly. Lineage: Eukaryota; Dinophyceae; Suessiales; Symbiodiniaceae.